ACACUUGACCAACUGCGUCGAUGAAGGUCACUAAGCACUUAUGGUAUCAUAUCCAAUGUUGCUUGAAAGCAACUAGUCCCAUGGUAUGCCCGUCAGCGAAGUAUGGUACAAGGAUGUUGGAAAUUAAAGACGUUGAGUUGUGGGAAUUGAUACGAAAAGAAAAAACUAGACAACGAUCAUCACUCGAAUUAAUUGCUUCGGAAAACUUUGUAUCACAAAGUAUUCUUGAAUGUCUUGGCUCAUGUUUAACAAACAAAUAUUCAGAAGGAUACCCCUUUGCGAGAGAAGCAAAUAUUUUCACGAAACAAUUGGGUGGACUCCAGAUAUAUGGCAACUGGUUUCAUCUUCGGUGUCUACAUUAAAACAAAGAAGUUGAUCAUACUUAUUUGUAUUAUUGGUUUAGUGUAUAUUAAAAGCUGUUGAUGGAAAUACUCGUAAAUCGUUUAAUCAUGUUACUUAUGGUGGUAUUAAUAGUUUCAGCUGCACCCACAUCUUGAAAAUAAAAAGCUCUGACGUCAGAAUUUUAGCUAACUUUGGAACGGUUUGCUGACUAAUUGCAUUCCUAUUAUUGUAAAUAGCUUUUUAGUAUCAAACAUAACUGCCACCUAACUCUGAUUGUCUUGCUUUUUUUUCACCUCUGUCACGUGAAAACAUUAUCUGUAAUACUGUCAUUCGUAUUGGAGUUUUGAUUUCAAACUACAGGUAAACAUAAUGAGCUUGUGGGUAUUAAUUCCAGGGUCGGACAUGAUAGUUCCAAGUAAAUUUGUGACAUCUUAAUUGGUAGAAAGUUGCAUUUCUGACGUCUCUUGACUUAAUGUAAGUCAAUUUUUAUCUACUCUGAAGAAGUGACUAACAUUGAGUCACGAAACGUCAGAAAUACUAUUUUCUACUCAAUGGGAUACUAUAUAUAUAUAGACAGGUAAACAAUUCAUUUGGCAAAAUAAAAGUGCAAUGUAGAUACACAUAAUUGUUAUUAUGCUUCUGAAAACCUUAAUUUGCAGAUAUUAUGGAGGAAAUGAAGUUAUAGAUGCUAUUGAGACACUAGCGCAAUCCAGAUUAUUAGAUCUCUUCGGUCUCAGAACCCCUGGAGCAACACUUGGUGAUGCUGAGUGGGGUGUUAAUGUUCAGCCGUAUAGUGGGUCCCCAGCGAAUUUCGCUGUAUAUACCGGCCUACUUAAUCCUCAUGACAGGUUAAUGGGUCUUCAUUUACCUGAUGGUGGUCACCUUACACAUGGUUUCCAGACUUUGUCAAAAAAGAUUAGUGCCACAUCUAUUUUUUUCGAAUCUAUCCCCUACCGUCUAAAUAAGGAGACGGAACUGAUCGAUUAUGAUGCACUACAGCAAGAUGCUCUCAAUGUAUUCCCAAAACUUAUAAUUGCUGGAAUUACCGCCUAUCCACGAUUGCUGGAUUACAAGCGUUUUCGUCAAAUUUGUGAUUCAGUUGGAGCUGUAUUACUAGCUGAUAUGGCCCAUAUUUCAGGUCUAGUUGCUGCAAAAAUUAUCCCAUCACCAUUUGAAUAUGCGGAUGUUGUGAGUUCUACAACACAUAAAACUCUACGUGGACCGCGCUCUGGAGUCAUUUUUUAUCGCAAAAAAGAGAGAUCUAUGGAGAAACCUAAAGUAAACUGUUGCAUUCCUGUUGAUCAGUUGGAAACAAGAAUAAAUAAUGCAGUUUUCCCUGGCCUUCAGGGCGGACCACAUGAGAAUGCAAUAGCUGCUAUUGCUGCUAUGGCGUUUGAGGCAAGUAGACCUGAAUUUCAAGAUUAUGCUCGUCAGGUCUUAGCAAAUGCUCAAGCUUUGGCUAAUGCUCUUACAUCACUCGGUAUCCGCCUUGUGACAGGUGGCACUGAUGUCCAUUUCAUUCUUAUUGAUUUAUCUAACUCACCUAGUAAACCAAAAUUAGGUCGGGGCGAUGGAGCACGAGUUCAAAUGAUUGGUGAUCUUGUUGGUAUUGUUCUAAACAAAAAUACAGUUGUUGGUGAUUCUAGUGCACAGCAACCAUCUGGUUUGAGAAUUGGUACUCCAGCGCUAACUACUCGUGGGUUUAAAGAAAAAGAUUUUGAAAAAGUUGCUUCAUUUAUUGACGAAUUACUUGACCUGACAGUUGUGGUCAAGUCUGUCUCAAAAAAUCUUAAAUCUUUUCAACUUACCCUUCAAAAAGAUGAGCUCAUAAAAUCCAAGAUUGAGGAUUUACGUCAUCGUGUUGCUGAUUUCGCGUCUAGCUUCCCAAUUCCUGGAAUGGAAGAUAUUUGAGCAAAUCUAUGUACAGAUAAUAUCGAUUUUCAUCUGCUACUUCGUAUUCCAAAUAUUAGUUUAAUACUACUGCCCAAACUGUGAUUAGAUUUAUUUAUGUUCUGUGAACUUUUGUAUCACUUGUGGUGUGAUAAUUGUAAUUUUCUUAAGCUUUUUUAAAUUCCCAGUCUAAUGUUAUGACUAUGUUUUGUUUGUAUAAUCACCCAGAAAAUAAGUUGUUUAGUCAUAUUGCACUAUUUCACUACUUUGUGUUAUAGCUAACAUAACUGUGACAUCAGUAAGGGUGCUCAUAACUUCAUAGUAUGCCGUCGUUUAGUUUGACGACCUUAUAAAUUUUUACUCAUUCGGUUUGUUUGUUUUCGGGUUUCUUUUGCGAAAAUAGCAAUCAAGCUUAGUCAGAUAAGUACACCCUUCCAAGCCCCUUUGUAUUUUGAAGAGAAUCUAAUGUUACGAGACUCACUUUUAGUACUUAUUGCUUCGGAUAACCUUAGAUUAUUACCAGGUCUAUAAAAAUCACCUAAUUCUGAUACAUAGCUUCUGAACUGUAUAGAUGCCUUUGGACGUAUCGCCUUGUUUUCCUUUAUUUAAUCUAAGGGAUUUUGAAGAUGCUGAAAGCCAAGUCAAGCCCCAUUUGUGUUCUAUCGAAAUAUAAUGAUUUCACUGAUACAGUCGGAGUGAAUGGUCGUAAAUAUAGCGUCUUGUUUCCCAUUCAGAGAAAUCACUAUGUCAUAUUUACACUUUUUAUUCUUCCUUGUAUCACUCAUGUUAGCUCCUUAUUUAUCACAAAGGGGUUAUCACCUUUUUAUUUUCCUCUUAAAUUCAAUAAACAGCUUAUCGGUUUCCCUGUAUAGAAAUCUCAAGAAGAUAAACUGGAUUUAUUAUUCCGGACUACUGAAUAUUCUUAAUUGGGAAGCUUGCCUCUUAAGUAGUGGCUUGAACGCAGCUCUAGUGGUACUUUACAUUGAUUUCGAGUACUGCUUUGGUCAAAUUGUUCCAUGGUGCUUCUGUAAACCUAUACAUAAACAAAUCGAUAGGGACCAAGCUACGCUACCUCAGCCCACUGUUCCAUUAAUCUGGUGACUUUUUAGCUCUAGUAACAGUACACCAAGUUCAUGAAAAAUUCGCACCGAUGAGACCGAAAGUUUUACUAGAAAGGAAUGUUAUGCUCCAACUAGUGAUAAAAUCAGCUUAACUUACCGACUAUUAAAAAAACGACUAAAUCCCCUAAGAUAUCUAUCCCUUCAACUUUUUCUUGAUGAAGUAUAUUACAGAAAGUCGUUUCGAGGAACUUGAGUAUAUAUUUCUUCAUCCUUAUGCAGUGAACGGGGAAGACCAACCAAUCAGUUGUAUCGGACUUGAUUGUUCCUUCGUUUCCACACCAAUCACUCUUUGUUCUCGUUCUCUUAACCUUCUGCCUCUAUGUAUUCCACUUUCGACUGGUGAUACAUACCACUUGUGUCUGUCAACAUCAAUAACACACAACAUUUACACUGUUGACACUGUAGGUAUCAUAACCAAGGUUUGAUUUAAUAAAUUGAGCAUUGGGUUGGUUGUUAUAAAUAACAAUAAUAUAUUUGUAAUAUUCCAAUGAGUAGAAAAUUAGAUUUUCUGGCGUUCCGUGACUUAGUGUUAGUCACCUCUUGG
This is a messenger RNA of Schistosoma guineensis, 3897 nucleotides long. The record is from the annotation of a GenBank genome assembly. Lineage: Eukaryota; Metazoa; Platyhelminthes; Trematoda; Strigeidida; Schistosomatidae.